Amorphotheca resinae ATCC 22711 is the source of this 1486-nucleotide messenger RNA. RefSeq lists its product as hypothetical. Gene Ontology annotation, biological process: L-valine biosynthetic process. The transcript is spliced from 5 exons. Gene Ontology annotation, cellular component: mitochondrion. Lineage: Eukaryota; Fungi; Ascomycota; Leotiomycetes; Helotiales; Amorphothecaceae. Bases 105 to 1301 code for a protein of 398 amino acids. The record is from RefSeq and is a predicted model, not a curated record. Gene Ontology annotation, molecular function: ketol-acid reductoisomerase activity.
AAAAUUUCAGAAAGUUCGAAAGCUCGAGUCAUCAAUAAACAAACACAAUCCAUCUUCCUUUUCCUCUCUCCCAACCCACUCCACUCCAUCCAAAUCCAUUCAAAAUGGCCUCCCGCACAUUCUCCAGAGCUCUCCGAUCGCCAUUGGCGAAGCAACUCCGCGCUCCUGCGCGCAGAACCUUUGUCUCUGCCAUCAACGCCUCUUCCAGACCUACUGCCCGUGCUGUUGUAGCUUCAGCUCAACAGGUCAGAGGAGUCAAGACUAUUGACUUCGCUGGCACCAAGGAGAAGGUUUACGAGAGAGCCGACUGGCCUGCUGCGAAGCUCCAGGAAUACUUCAAGAAUGACACAAUGGCCAUCAUUGGAUACGGAUCCCAAGGCCACGCCCAAUCCUUGAACAUGCGUGACAACGGACUGAACGUCGUCGUCGGUGUGCGAAAGAACGGUCAAUCGUGGAAGGACGCUCAACAAGAUGGCUGGAUCCCAGGCAAGAACCUCUUCGAGGUUGAUGAGGCUAUCUCCAGGGGUACCAUCAUCAUGAACUUGCUCAGUGAUGCUGCUCAGAGUGAGACCUGGCCAGCCAUCAAGCCCCAGAUCACCAAGGGAAAGACCCUCUACUUCUCCCACGGUUUCUCCCCAGUCUUCAAGGACCAAACCAAGGUUGAUGUUCCAUCUGAUGUUGAUGUCAUCCUCGUUGCCCCCAAGGGAUCUGGCCGAACCGUCCGAACCCUCUUCCGUGAGGGACGUGGUAUCAACUCCUCCAUUGCCGUUUACCAGGAUGUGACCGGCAAGGCCAAGGAGAAGGCCGUUGCUCUUGGUGUCGGAGUUGGCAGCGGUUACCUCUACGAGACUACCUUCGAGAAGGAGGUGUACUCAGACUUGUACGGUGAGCGUGGUUGCUUGAUGGGAGGUAUCCACGGUAUGUUCCUCGCCCAGUACGAGGUUCUCCGCGAGCAAGGCCACAGCCCCAGUGAGGCCUUCAACGAGACCGUUGAGGAGGCCACCCAGAGCUUGUACCCAUUGAUUGGUGCGAACGGUAUGGACUGGAUGUACGAGGCUUGCUCCACCACCGCUCGCCGUGGUGCCAUUGACUGGAGCAGCCGCUUCAAGGAUGCCUUGAAGCCUGUCUUCAACGACCUGUACGACUCCGUCAAGACCGGAAAGGAGACCCAGCGAUCUCUCGACUUCAACUCCCAACCCGACUACAGAGAGAAGUACGAGGCUGAGAUGCAAGAGAUCCGUGACUUGGAGAUCUGGAGGGCAGGAAAGGCCGUUCGUUCUCUCCGUCCCGAGAACCAGUAAGCUGUUCGAUAGAGCGUUGGGGUGUUAUUUCUGAUUCUGGAGUGAAAACCUGGGGAACUGUAAUAUACUCUCCAAAUUGGAAUCUGCGGUAUGCGGAAUUGCUAAAAGUUAUGAUUACCUCUUGAACGUUUAUUACAUCUUUCUUUUCCUCGAAAAUAAUCAUCGCGCCUUGUCUUUCUUCUAGC